Lactuca sativa (garden lettuce) is the source of this 3737-nucleotide messenger RNA. Its product is annotated as ARM repeat superfamily protein. NCBI's taxonomy places the organism in Eukaryota, Viridiplantae, Streptophyta, Magnoliopsida, Asterales, Asteraceae. The record is from RefSeq and is a predicted model, not a curated record.
CCUCUGGGUUUUAUAAACAUAAACCAUUUAUAAACCCUACACUGAAACUCCUUCCCUGAGACACUCCAACGAUGAAAAAGCAACGGCAACAAUCAACCGAAGAAUCAAUGGAAGAAUCCACCGACGCUACUACCUCAUUCACCGGUGAAUCUGAUAUAUGCCAACAGCUCCUAGACCGUUACGGCAAAUCCGCCGCAUCUCAACACCGCCACCUCUGCGCAACUGCUGCGGCUACCCGCUCUAUCAUACAAUCCGAAUCUCUGCCCCUCACUCCCCUCUCUUACUUCGCUGCCACCAUUGAUGCCCUCUCCGAUACCUCUAAAACAACCCAUGACGCUGAUGCAGUCUCCGCGUUGUCAUCGUUUUUGGCAAUUGUGCUGCCUCUGGUUCCCGAGAAGUCUAUAGCGACGUCCAAGGCGGCUGAGGCUGCGAAGAUCGUGGUUGACCUGGUGGAUAAUCCUUGUGAGGGUUUGUCAGUUUCGAGUGUGAGGGCCUUGGUCAAGUGUUUGGGGGUGUUGCUAGAUUUUUGUGAUUUGGACGAUUGGAAGUCUGUUCAACUAGGUUUCCAGACACUUAUGAAGUAUUCGAUAGAUAAACGUCCAAAGGUCAGAAAAUGUGCUCAAGAUUGUGUAGUGAAAGUCUUCAAGUCUUUCCAAUCUUCUCUUGUCAAGAAAAGUGCAAGCAAGCUGUUUUUUAAAUCAUUCGAAACUUAUAUGUCGUUGGCAGUUGAAACAGUUUCUUCAAGAUCAACAGACGGGUCUAAAGAUGAUAAAUUUUCAAAAUGUGAACAGUUAGAGGCUCUUCACAUGUUAAAUCUGUUGAAAUUUCUGGUCCCUUGUUUACCAAGCAAAGAAAUAUCAAAAACUGUUGUAGAAUUACAAAAAUCUAUAAGUGCAAAGUUUUCACCAUUAACGAGGCAUGUUUUUGAUGUUAUGGAGGAAAUACUUCGAUUAUUGGAAGAUGAAUCUACAAUUCCUGAUACCUUAGAAAUAGUAACAACACUUGCUUCAUAUAUAUCUACAAAACAGAACCCAGUAGACACUCUUUUUUCUGCAGCAGCUCUACUUGAGAAUUUUCUUACCAAAUUUCAAGUUGGAGAUGCAAACAAAUGGAAUAGCCAUUACUCCUUAGUCAUUGGUUCUAUAGCAGGUCUUCUGACAUCUGAGGCUACAGCUACAAAGGCUUCAAAUAUUCUAAAAGAAAUGAUAAACCGUCAUAUUGAUCUAGAUAUCCUCACAGAUGAAAAUAAUGUUGAAUCCAAGGAAUCAAGAAUAGUUAAAUCCUUAUGUGAUGCACUUCUAAAAAUUCUGAAUACCCAUAAAGGAACUCCAAAUGAGCAUACUUUGGCUGUCAUUUCUGUUUUAUUUCUCAAACUUGGGAAGAUUUCUCAUAUUUACAUGGAGAAAAUACUUCUAAAGCUUGCCAGUUUUAUGACACUUGCAUCUGAAAAUACUUCUGAUGUAAAGCAUCUUCAACAGUGCAUCGGGUCUGCUGUAGUUGCUAUAGGACCAGAUAAACUACUUGCAGUGUUACCUAUCUCCCUUGAUGCCAGUGAUCUCACAUGCUCAAAUACUUGGUUGAUACCAAUUUUGAAGGAGUAUGUUAAUGGAUCAUCUUUGGGGUUCUUUAUUGAAAGUAUAGUGCCUAUAGCUGAAUCUUUCCAAGAAGCAUGCCAAAAAGUUAAAAAGUCAGCAAUUAGAGAACAAUUGCAGUCCCAAGCACGUGGCUCUUGGGGUCUAUUGCCUUCCUUCUGCUGCUAUCCAAACGACACGUAUAAAAAAUUUGGAUCCUUGGCUAAACUUCUCAUUCCACACAUCAAAAAGGAUGCGAUUAUGCUCGAGUAUAUUGCCAUUGCAUUGCAGCAUCUUGUGAAGCAGAAUAGGAGCUUUCUUGGUGAUAAUCAGGGUGAUGAUGAAGCUUCUAAGCUUCCAAAGAUUAGUUACUCUAAAAAAAUUGCAACCAAAAACAUCAAAGCUUUGUCAUCAUGGUCAGAGGGGUUAUUGAAAGCUUUUACAAAAGUUCUUUUUAGAGUGCCAUUCGAGAAGCGCGCUUUUGUAAAGGACACCAUUAAAUGCUUGGCAUCUAUAAGUGAAUCUUCAACAAUAAAAGCAAUUUUUGUUUCAUCACUUAAAAGAAAAGAGGUGGAUGUUUCUGGAGAUAAUGCAAAAGAUGAUAAAUCCUCUUCAAAGAAAAAUGCAAAUAAGUGUCUGAUACUUGAGCUAGCAUCAUCUGUUGUUGGGACAGCUAGCAUGGAUCUCAUUGAUCUCAUAUAUAGCUUUAUCAAGGAGAGUUUGAAGGAAGAGGAUGACCACAUCCAGAGGGAAGCAUAUGCCACCCUUUACAAAAUUUUGGAGGAAUCUUCAGAGUUUCGUUCUUCAAAGUUUGAGGAACUUAUGGAUUUGUUACUUGGUUUGAAGUCCCCUGUUGAUAUUACUUCACUUAGAUGGAGAUUUUCGUGCUUCAAGAACUUGUUAAUUCAUUCUAUCGAGAUAACUUCUGAUGGAGAGAACACUUAUGGUUUUCGUAUGCUGAAUGAAAUUAUAGUCACACUAAAAGAUUCCAAGGAAGAAAGUAGAAAAGUGGCAUAUGACAUUCUUAUAGGAAUGAGCUGUACCUUGCAAAAAACACCAUCUUCACUCCAAAAAGAAAAAGGACCUUAUUAUGAAUUUGUCACCAUGAUAAUGGGGUAUCUCUCUGGGUCUUCUCCUCACAUAAAAAGUGGUGCAGUCUCUGCAUUAUCUUUAGUGAUAUAUAACGACUCCAAAAUUUGCAAGUUGAUGCCCGAUCUUGUGCCAUCCAUUCUAGAAUUGCUGCAUAGUAAAGCCAUUGAAGUUAUAAAAGCUGUUUUAGGUUUCCUCAAGGUGUUGGUUUUGAGCCUUGAAGGGAAAGACUUGGCAAGUCUUCUGUCUGAUAUCCUGAGUGGUCUUCUGCCAUGGUCAUCUGUUUCUCGCCAUCAUUUCAAAUCUAAAGUGACAGUGAUCCUGGAGAUCAUGAUGAGAAAAUGUGGUUCUGCAUCGGUCAAAUCUCUUGUACCUGAGAAAUACCGAGAUUUCGUUAAGGAUGUUCUGGAGAAUCGUGAAGGAAAGAAAAAUUCACAGGAAGGUGUGACAACCAAAACGGAUCACGAAUCAUCUGAUACAACUCCAAACAGUGGGGAAAAGAGGAAGCCUAAUGAAGAAUAUUCAAGAGAAAGUGGAAAGAGGAAGAGGGAGGAUAAACACAGCAGCUCAUCAUAUGGGGCUCGUAAGUUUUCACGAGGAGGAAAAGAUGUUGAUAGUAGUAAGAAACAUUUUGGUCAUGCAAAAUCUAUGGAUGGAAAGUCACAAGGCACCAAAAGGAAAACCACAACUUCAUUUAAAAAUCAUACUUCAUCUUCAUCAGGCGCAAAGAAACAGAAACAGUGGACAAGAAAAGGAAACAAGAAAAAUGCACCUGUUACCUGAACAACAAGAAGAAAACAGUUGGAAAGUUGAAAAGCCUGAAAUUUAAUAUAUAUAUUUUGGGUUGAUUAUGGGGGGCCCAUUUGGAGUGAAGGCAUGAUGGGUCAUCUUUCCGGAUGUAGAUGUAUCAUGUAUGUGAGAGAUUCUUUUAUGAUCCUAACCAAUUUAUACAAGACUAAGAAGAGUAGGUCGUACAUGUACCACAGUUUUGAAACAAAACAGAAUUCCAUUCCAUAUAUGUAUCAUGAACCAUUUAUCAUAUUUUUAAAAUCAACCAUUUAGCAUUUGAAAACAAAA